Messenger RNA from Naegleria fowleri, 1686 nucleotides. RefSeq lists its product as uncharacterized. The coding region runs from base 1 to 1686 and encodes 561 amino acids. The record is from RefSeq and is a predicted model, not a curated record. Lineage: Eukaryota; Heterolobosea; Eutetramitea; Acrasida; Naegleriidae. The transcript has a single exon.
AUGCAAACACUCGGAGUGUCCAAAGAGUGCGAUGGUUGUUCCUUGUCCACCAUGUCGGUCGCUCCCAUUUUCAAAUCCCCAAGUCUUAACGGGUUUUCUGUAUCGGAUCAUUGUAAUUAUGUAUUCAUUCCAUCUUUGAAGAUUUGUUUCAAUGUUGGAUUGAAUGUUGAAAAGAGUCAGGAACAAUUGGUCUCUUCGUCUUCUUCUUCAUCCUCAAGCCAAUCCCGAGAGAGAAGAAUUGAAUUUGUUUGUUUGAAUGAUACCAAGAGUGAGAAUAUUCAAGGCUUGUUGUCCCUAUUGGAAGAACAAGUUCAUGAACGAGAGGGAAAAUUAAAGAUUUUCCUUCCUGCAGGCAGAAUGAACUAUUUGAGAGCAAUUUGUGAAGGAAUUUAUGGAUCUAUUGAAAAAUCUGCUCAAUUUGUUGAAUUGAUUGGUGUUUCAGAUCAUUUCAAAUCGUAUCCAUUGUGGUCCAAUCAUCCGUCUUUGGAAUUGAAGACUUUUCCAGUGAGAGACAUUGUUGAUACUGAGAACAUACAUUGUGAAAUUGGAUACUCUAUUAUUGAAAAGAAGAGAAAACUCAAGACUGAAUUUUUAGAGCAAGUGAAAACAUUGAAAGCACAUGAGAAGAAACAAUUCAUGCAGGACGAUUUGAAAUUCUCUAUCGAGGAGUUCAUUCACUUUUCCAUUGUGAAACAAGUGCUUCCAAAUGAGCGAGUAUUUGAAUGUAACAGAGAGAUUUUACGCAACUCAUCAAUUUUAUGUAUUGGUUGUUCACAAUUUCAAUCUUAUUUGGGAUACAAUUGUGACACUCUUUCUCAAAAGGAAAACCAGCCACCGAGCGAAUCCACGUUGAAUAUUGAAUCUUUGAACUACCACAUUUUGAAUUCGUUCAAUGGAAAUGUUCUCAUUUUGACACAUCUUCCUAGAUCAUUAUGUCUCUAUGGAGAGUGUGACAUGUAUUGCUAUCUCAUUCCUCGUAUUCCGCCUCAACAACGAAACAAGCUCAAACUCUUGACCUACCGAUUGAAGAGGCACCAAGUAGAGAAUUGUCCCUAUACGCUCGAACAGAUUCGAAACAUUCAAAAAGAAAGAAAAUGGGUCGAUUAUGAAACAGAAUACUUGGACAUGGAUCAAUACGAGUUUCGAGAGAGAGGAGUCUAUUUUGGAGGUGGAGAGCAAAAACGAAAAAAGCUUGACUCUCUCUUUAAGAAAUAUCCGCAAGGUUUCAUCACCGCUUACAAGUAUAAGGACAAGUACAUUUCUCGAUCGAGUGCUUUCUCUCUCUAUGAAGAUGGGUAUUAUGAAUUUUUGAAAAACCAUCCUCAACUUUUAGAUUAUAUUUGUGAUACUUGUUGUGACAUUUAUGACACUGAGCCAUCCAAUAUCGAAAGUGGAUAUGAUUAUGAACAGCAAGACUCUAAGGAGAAAGGUACUCAUUUGCAAGAUGUGGCAGUGAGAAGAGCUUUGAAGCGUUUGGGAAGGGAAUUUAAAGGAACUCAGCUGCUCCAGCUUCGUGGUUACAAGUCACCGUUAUACUUUUUGAAUCCGUGUGUCAUACCUUUUCAUGAAAGGGAAAAUAUCAUUCAACCUGAAAUCAUUGAGGAAUUCAUGUUCAAGCAAAGCGUGGAAAGUUUUUGGCAAUCGAAUAAGGUUAUUUUAACGAAAAAGGAAUCAAGAGACCAGUAA